Abrus precatorius (Indian licorice) is the source of this 1100-nucleotide messenger RNA. Its product is annotated as 50S ribosomal protein L34, chloroplastic. The transcript is spliced from 3 exons. Gene Ontology annotation, biological process: translation. The coding region runs from base 16 to 462 and encodes 148 amino acids. The record is from RefSeq and is a predicted model, not a curated record. NCBI's taxonomy places the organism in Eukaryota, Viridiplantae, Streptophyta, Magnoliopsida, Fabales, Fabaceae. Gene Ontology annotation, cellular component: mitochondrial large ribosomal subunit; ribosome. Gene Ontology annotation, molecular function: structural constituent of ribosome.
AAGGAAGAAGGGACAAUGGCUUCGUUAUCGCUAUCUCCUUGCAUAGCCAUGCGAGCACCCACCUACUCUGCUUCUCUGAUUCUCACUGUCUCCACAUCAUCUUCACUCUCUUUCAAUGUUUCCCGUAGAGGCUCUAACGCUCGCUCUCCCCUCCUCCAUUGCUCCUUCCUCUCAUCUCCUUCUUCCCUCUCUUUCCCUUCCUCUGUUUCAGGCUUGUCACUUGGAUUGGACUUGACAUCUAAUAUUGGGGUGAGAAGGGGAAAAGGUUGUGGCUUGGUUGUGAGGGCAGGCAAGGCUGCUCUUUGUCAGACUAAGAGAAGCAGAUCAAGAAAAUCAUUGGCUCGCACCCAUGGUUUCCGCAAACGGAUGAGCACACCAGGUGGAAGAGCUGUCCUUAAGCGACGACGUGCCAAGGGACGGAAAGUCCUUUGCACCAAGUCCCACCCAAAUAGUGGCAAAUAAGCUGAACUUAUAUUGACAUUAGUUGCGACAUUACCUGUUGUGAACAUCGUCAAAUUCCCCUUUCACAUUGUUGGGUGCUAUAGACAGGAUAAUCAACAUUCAAGUCAUUCAAAAAUGAGAUUUUCUCUCUUGUGUUCUUCUUUUGCUUAUCGUGUAAAAGUAGUGGAACAGUUUUUUAAGUGGAAUGUUUAAGCCUUAUUUUUUGGGUGUGUUGAUGUUUAAGGUACAACCUUGUUUUAACUUGAUCGUAGAAUAUAGUUUAAGGUACAACCUUGUUUUAACUUGAUCAUAGAAUAUAGUUUAAGGUACAACCUUGUUUUAGAUUCAGUAUCUUAUGAAAUCCAAUUAAGUCUUAGCUUUCAAUAACUGGUAAAAUGGUUUGUCACUAUGAAGGUAAGACACACUAGUUUGCUUUUGCCAGGUAUUGAUUUAUACAAGUAUUUGACACUUGUAUGUAUGCGUGUUAUAGGCAUUUAACAAGGAUAGCAAUUUGUUACUUAUUAGCAUGAGAAUAAUGAGUAUUAUUCUUAAGCUUUUGGAUUUCAUGUUGAGGACAGAAGGAAAAACAAAGGAUUAGUGAUUAUGACCUCUUGUUUGGAAAUUAAUUCAAUAUGAGAGGAAGGGUUAGAGUUUUUUUU